AUGGGACGCGACGAUGGAAAUGACAAGGAAAAAGAGAAUUCGGAUUGCGACUCGAAGAGCACUCACGACCCGGACAUAGCUUCUGAUUCGGAAGGAAGAAUAAGUCGACAAGCGUCAUGCUAUGCAACCGAGGAUGACGAGGAUUUGAACAUCCAGCUUGGACCCAAAGUUAGCAUCAAGGAACAUCUGGAGAAAGAUAAGGAUGAUGAGAGCUUGAGGAGGUGGAAGGAACAACUCCUAGGAAGUGUGGAUGCUGCUGCUGUUGAAGAGGAUCAAGAGCCAGAUGUGAAAAUAUUGAGUCUGACAAUUUUGUCCCCGGGAAGAGCAGACAUAGUGCUCCCAAUACCUGAGAAUGGGAACCCUAAAGGGUUGUGGUUCACACUCAAAGAAGGUAGUAAAUAUCGGCUUAGAUUUUCAGUUAAAGUUAGCAACGACAUCGUUUGUGGCCUCAAAUACACCAACACUAUCUGGAAAACUGGAAUCAAAGUGGAUAGCUCGAAGCAGAUGCUCGGAACAUUUAGUCCUCAGGUGGAGCCGUACACGCAUGUCAUGGAAGAAGAGACGACUCCAUCUGGGAUUUUCGCCAGAGGAUCAUAUUCUGCAAAAUCGAAGUUUGUUGACGAUGACAACAAAUGCUACUUGGACAUCAACUACACCUUUGAUAUUCAGAAAGAUUGGCCCUCCAAAUAA
Molecule: messenger RNA, 690 nt
Organism: Striga hermonthica
Lineage: Eukaryota; Viridiplantae; Streptophyta; Magnoliopsida; Lamiales; Orobanchaceae
Source: the annotation of a GenBank genome assembly